Molecule: messenger RNA, 1480 nt
Organism: Fundulus heteroclitus (mummichog)
Lineage: Eukaryota; Metazoa; Chordata; Actinopteri; Cyprinodontiformes; Fundulidae
Exons: 5
Coding region: 235-1335 (366 amino acids)
Molecular function (GO): protein binding
Source: RefSeq, a predicted model, not a curated record
GUGAAGAUUAUGGAGGAGGUCGGGUGUCUGGGAUGUGGGCUGUGUUUGGAAAGGAAGACUGCAUCAGACAGUGGGCAAACACCACUGGAAGCCUGAAAACACACACUACACACACACACCCACGCACUCACACACACACACUUCUCCCAAGGGCUUCAGUGAGGACUGAAGGUAACCUGUCUCUGCUGUGUGGCUACUGAUCAAACAGAAUUGCAAGUCUCAUCUUCUGGGUCCAUGGCUCUCCUGUUCUGUGGUGUGUUGGUACUGCUGUGUGGUUUUGAUGGUACCUCGGCUUUAGUAAUCAGUGAUAUGGACUAUGGAGGCGUUCCUCUGUGGAUUAACCGCCUGCUGGGUGAGCCCAGCGUUUUGAGUCUGCGGGGCCGUAUCGACCCGGCCUGGUUUCGGGCUAACAACCCCCAGGUCUGUCCUGAGCAGUGUGACUGUCCCAUCCACUGGCCAACGUCGCUCUACUGUGACCACAGGGGCCUUGAAAACAUCACUGAGAGGCUGCCACAAAGAACCCAGUACUUGUUUUUACAGGGCAACAACAUCUCAUCCCUGCCGUACUCCGUCUUGGCUAAUCUUACCGGUCUACGCUGGCUUAUCAUCGACAACAACCAGAUCCAGAGCGACAAACUGGAGCUGGCUUCUCUCCAGAACCACACACAGCUGCGCUACUUUUUUGCGAACCACAACCACCUGACGUCGGUGCCUGCUGGUCUACCAGCUGGACUCAAACAGCUGCGACUUGCCAACAACCGGAUCAGCAGCUUCAGCCCAGGAGCUUUCCAGGACCUGCAAAACCUGACGCUGCUGUUACUCCAGGGGAACAGACUGCGGACCAUCGCAGAGGGCGACCUCAAAGGUCUGGUCCAGCUGAAUCUGCUGGACAUCAGUGGGAAUUUGUUUGCAGCUGUCCCCAGGCAUCUACCUCCCGCCGUCCAGCAGCUCUAUUUGUCCAACAACUCCUUCUCUGGGGUGGAUAAGGACAGUUUUGAGGGCUUUCUCGACCUGAAGUAUCUGCGUCUCAGCGACUGUGGCCUGCAGAGCAGUGGCGUCCACCCUCAGGCCUUUAACCACUCCAGCCUGGUGGAGCUGGACCUCUCCUACAACAAACUAACCACCACCCCUACAGUUCCAACAACCCUGCAGUACCUCUACCUGGAGGGCAAUAAAAUUCAAGAGUUCAACGUGACCAGUUUCUGCAGAGAGGUGGGGCCUCUGUCCUACUCCAGGAUGAAAAUCCUACGGCUGGAUGGAAACAGAAUGACAUACAACCAGCUGCCCCCUGACUGGGUUUACUGUCUCAGAGUGCUUCAGAGAAUCUACAUCUGACUCUGAGAAGUAGUUAAGCACGAGUACAGCAUGUACUCCUCCAACCUCGACUGGUGCUCCAAAGAGAAACACAAACCUCGGCUUUUUGUUGUCCCUUUCAUGAUUUGUCUUUAAUCUUUACAUUAAAGCUUGAAAUCAAAGAGAA